Messenger RNA from Chenopodium quinoa (quinoa), 1032 nucleotides. RefSeq lists its product as uncharacterized. The transcript has 2 exons. The record is from RefSeq and is a predicted model, not a curated record. Lineage: Eukaryota; Viridiplantae; Streptophyta; Magnoliopsida; Caryophyllales; Amaranthaceae. The coding region runs from base 607 to 912 and encodes 101 amino acids.
UUUACUGUAUUUUUUUUAAUGUGUUAUGUUGCUCAUUUAAGUAUCAUGUUCGUCUGUUGCUCGUUUAAGUAUUACGUACUCGAUUUUUUCUUGUUUACAUACUCGUUUAAGCUUUUUCUAAGGUUACUUUAAUGUGUUUUUUUUUAAUGUGUUUUGUUGCUCAUUUAAUUUUGUUUACUUAUUUAGGUUGUAGUUUUCUUAUUAGCUCAUUUUUUAAGAGUAAUUUGAUGACUUAAGAUUUAUUCAUGCAUCAUGAGUGCCUAGUCCACUAUGAAAGUGAUAAUAUUGAUCAAAGAAACCAAAUGUUUUGUGAAAUUGCUGAAAAAGAAUUAUUUUGCAAAAGCUUAUUUGCAAAGAAAGAUGUUCAACUGUUCUUUUUCCCGGUUUAUCAAAAUAGUCACUAUUUUUUGGUAUGUUUUAAUACAAAUACACUGCAUGGGACAAUGGAGAUUAUAGAUUGGAAUGAAGGCAAUGGGCAUUACAACAAAUUUCUGAAAAAUUUGGUUAGCAUUGAUCCUAUUCUUUUCAAAUUUUUUUUAUAUUUACGUAUUAAAUCCUCUUUUUUUUUAUUUUUGUGUGUUUCAGAAAAGUGUUUUUUCUUGUCUUAUGGACUCUAAACAUGUUUUGUCCAAAGAAGUUAAGAAUAUGGCCACUGCUUCUAUUGAUUUCACUUGGAAAUCUGCGGAUGAAAAGCAUGUUGAUUGUGGUGUUGUAUUGAUGAGACACAUGGAGACUUAUAUGGGCUCCAAGGUUUGGGAUUCUGGUUUGAAAAAGAAUGAUUUAACCAUCAUUGAAAAGCUUCGGAUGAAACAUUGUCACUUAAUCUUAUCAAGUAAAGUUAAUGGUGCAGAUUUUGCUAGCCAGUCAACUAAAGGAAUGUCAAACAAAUCUCCAAGGAAGAAAAAAAGCUGAAAAUUAGUUUUAAUUGGAAUUCUUUUAAGACUUAGAACUUGUAUAAAGCUUAGAACUUUUUACAUUCUUAUUUUAAAUCUUAUUAGAACAAUAGAACUUGUAGUAUCACUUUGAAUAUGU